This is a messenger RNA of Fragaria vesca subsp. vesca, 1605 nucleotides long. RefSeq names its product probable E3 ubiquitin-protein ligase ARI1-like. Bases 1 to 1605 code for a protein of 534 amino acids. Lineage: Eukaryota; Viridiplantae; Streptophyta; Magnoliopsida; Rosales; Rosaceae. Gene Ontology annotation, cellular component: cytoplasm; ubiquitin ligase complex. The transcript has a single exon. Gene Ontology annotation, molecular function: ubiquitin conjugating enzyme binding; ubiquitin protein ligase activity; zinc ion binding. Gene Ontology annotation, biological process: protein polyubiquitination; positive regulation of proteasomal ubiquitin-dependent protein catabolic process; ubiquitin-dependent protein catabolic process. The record is from RefSeq and is a predicted model, not a curated record.
AUGGAGGACGACUAUUAUAUGAGCUGCGAGGACGAAAGCUAUUACGACGAGGAGGAGGAGGAGGAGGAUAAUGAUGGGGAGAAUAUGGAGACGGAUAUUAUGGCCAUCGGUGAGAGUGAGACUAAGUGUGUGGUUUCCUCGACCAAGGUGAUUUCAAGAGAAUCUCUCUUGGCUGCACAGAGAGGAGAUGUGCAGAAGGUAAUGGAUGUUCUGUCACUGAAAGAGUAUCAUGCCCGAACCUUGCUCAUCCAUUAUCGGUGGGACGUCGACAAGGUGCUUGCUGUGUAUGUAGAGAGGGGGAAAGAGUUCCUAUACGAAAAGGCAGGUGUGACUAUGGCGGAGCAUGGCACAUCACAGCUCUCAUCUUCGGUUAUGUGUGAUAUUUGCAUGGACGAAAUUCCGGCUAAUAAGGUCACAGUCAUGGACUGCAACCACUGUUUUUGUAACGAAUGUUGGACAGAGCAUUUUAUUGUGAAAAUAAACGAGGGUCAAAGCAGGCGCAUCAAAUGCAUGGCAUACAAGUGCAAUGCUGUUUGUGACGAAGGAAUAAUCAGAAAUCUGGUAACGGCAAGGGAUCCUAAUCUGGCAGAGAAGUUUGAUCGUUUUCUUCUGGAAUCAUAUAUUGAAGAUAAUAAAAAGGUGAAGUGGUGCCCUAGUGUUCCUCAUUGCGGAAAUGCUAUACGUAUCGAAGACGAUGAACUAAUCGAGGUUGAAUGUGCAUGUGGAAACCAAUUCUGUUUUCGUUGUUUAUGCGAAGCACACUCUCCUUGUACAUGCCAAAUUUGGGAGCAGUGGUUGAAGUCGUUAGUAGAUGAAUCACAAUCUGUAAAGUACAUUGCAGUCCAUACAAAGCCUUGCCCAAAAUGUGGCAAGGUGGUCGAAAAGAAUGGAGGAUGCAAUCUAGUUGCCUGUAUCUGUGGACAACCAUUCUGUUGGCUCUGUGGUGCGGCAACUGGUUUUACUCAUACAUAUCAAUCCAUUGAAGGUCAUGAGUGUGGACGAUUCAAAGAAGAGGAGGUGGCGAACCUUGAGCAAACCAAGAAGGACCUAAUUCGUUAUGAUCACUACUUCAACCGUUAUCAAGCUCAUAAAGUAUCUCUUAAGGUUGAAGCUACCCUGAAGCAAACCGUACAAACAAAGAUAUAUGAUUUGCAAGAAAACUUGUCGUCAGCUGAAGAUUAUAACUGGAUAAUCAAAGCGCUCGACAGACUCUUUAUGUCAAGGCGAAUUGUCAUGUGUUCCUACCCAUUUGCAUAUCGCAUGUUCGGUGACCUUCUCAAAGAAGAGAUGACAAAAAAACAAAGGAUGAUAAAACAGAACUUGUUUGAGGACCAGCAGCAGCAUCUUGAGGCAAGCAUGGAGAAGCUUUCGAUGUUUACACAGGAACCUUUUGAAGAAUAUUCAGAGAAGAAACUUUCCGAGUUGAAACGGAGGAUGAUGGAUCUUUCAACACUUGUUGAUAACCUCUGCCUAAAAUUGUUCGAAUGCAUUGAGUAUGAUUUGCUGGGCAAACUUCAAUUUUCAGGUCAUCUUCACAGAGUUGUGUCUUACAACCCGAAUGGAGUGGAGAAAGCAUCAGAAAUUAACAGUUUGUCGGGAUUAUGA